CGCCGCGCGCGCGGCCUCCCGGGGCCCCCUCCCCCGCCGGGGCGUCGGACCCCGCGCCCGCCCCUCAUCCCUUCUGCGUCUGCGUUUGCCUUACUCCGCCCGACCUGUCGGGCCAAGAACAGGGGUGUCGUUCUGACACCUUUAUUUUAAUCCCGCCUCAAAGCCCUCGGCGGAUCUGACGGUCCCACUUGCAGAGAGAAGGUCUGGAGCUGGCGCAGCUUUUGUCCUGGGCAGGAGCCUCCCGCGGGCUCUGCUUCCGUUCCUUCUCCGCAGCCCGCUGCCACCCAGGAGCCCCAGCGGGAGUAAGACCCAGCUCUCUGCGUUCAGUCUUCAUGCCCUGGGACCCCUCACUCCACCCCUCAGCUCGUCUGGUUCUCCAAGUUCGUGCCUACUUACAGCAGUUUCAGCGCUGUUGCCCUUCCAGAGCCUAGAGGAUGUUUCAUGGGAUCCCGGCCACUCCGGGCAUAGGAGCCCCUGGGAACAAGCCAGAGCUGUAUGAGGAAGUGAAGUUGUACAAGAAUGCCCGGGAGCGGGAGAAGUACGACAACAUGGCAGAGCUGUUUGCGGUGGUGAAAACUAUGCAGGCGCUGGAGAAAGCCUACAUCAAGGACUGUGUCUCCCCCAGCGAGUACACUGCAGCCUGCUCCCGGCUCCUGGUCCAGUACAAAGCUGCCUUCAGGCAGGUUCAGGGCUCAGAAAUCAGCUCUAUUGAUGAGUUCUGCCGCAAAUUCCGACUGGACUGCCCGCUCGCCAUGGAGCGGAUCAAGGAGGAUCGGCCCAUCACCAUCAAGGACGACAAGGGCAAUCUGAACCGCUGCAUUGCCGACGUGGUCUCGCUCUUCAUCACGGUCAUGGACAAGCUGCGCCUGGAGAUCCGCGCCAUGGAUGAGAUCCAGCCUGACCUGCGGGAGCUGAUGGAGACCAUGCACCGCAUGAGCCACCUGCCGCCCGACUUCGAGGGCCGCCAGACGGUCAGCCAGUGGCUGCAGACCCUGAGCGGCAUGUCGGCAUCGGACGAGCUGGAUGACUCACAGGUGCGUCAGAUGCUGUUUGACCUGGAGUCCGCCUACAACGCCUUCAACCGCUUCCUGCACGCCUGAGCCCGCGGCACCAGCCCCUGCAGGGAGGGGCGGAGUCUGAGACGCUGGCUCCUGGACCCCGUCCGCCACAACUCACUGGCCGCAGCUACCCGCCUUGUGUCUGUCUUUGAUAUCAGGACUUUGGGGGCCAGGCCCCUCCCCACAAUAAAGAUGCUGUCUGACCCUCC
This is a messenger RNA of Saimiri boliviensis boliviensis (Bolivian squirrel monkey), 1267 nucleotides long. It is a transcript of the gene VPS28, whose product is annotated as VPS28 subunit of ESCRT-I. The record is from RefSeq and is a predicted model, not a curated record. Gene Ontology annotation, cellular component: ESCRT I complex. NCBI's taxonomy places the organism in Eukaryota, Metazoa, Chordata, Mammalia, Primates, Cebidae. Gene Ontology annotation, molecular function: protein-containing complex binding. Gene Ontology annotation, biological process: protein transport to vacuole involved in ubiquitin-dependent protein catabolic process via the multivesicular body sorting pathway.